AUAGAGUGCUAGUUCUUCACAACUUAGCAAUUAGCAAAGAAAAAAACCCAGAAAUUAGUGUAGUAUCCCAGCAUAUACUGCAAAACAACAACGAUGAGUUCAAUCCAUGCCUUUUUGUUUUUAAUUUUUGGGACAUUGGCAUCUCUUGCUAUGUCCCGAACAAUCUAUGAAGCCUCUGUUUUUGAUAAACAUGAGCAAUGGAUGGCUGAUUAUAGUCGAAAAUAUGAGAGCAAACUAGAGAAGGAGAAGCGUCUUAAUAUAUUCAAAGAGAAUUUGGAAUACAUUGAGAGCUUCAACAAUGGUGGAAAUAGAAGUUUUAAGUUAAGCCUGAAUGAAUUUGCAGACAUGACACAAGAUGAAUUCAUUGCAGCUCACACUGGAUACAAGAUGCAAGACAACCCCAUGAUGCCUGACUCAACAUCGUUCAUGUAUGAGAACUUAUCAGAUGUUCCGACAAACUUUGAUUGGAGGGACCAAGGUGCAGUCACUCCUAUUAAGAAUCAAGGUCAAUGUGGAUGUUGUUGGGCAUUUUCAGCAGUGGCAGCCGUUGAAGGGAUAAUCCAAAUCAAAACUGGUAAAUUAAUCUCAUUAUCUGAGCAACAACUGUUGGAUUGCAGCACAAAUGGAGGAAACCAAGGUUGUAGUGGAGGAUGGAUGAUGAAUGCUUUUGAAUACAUCAGCCAAAACCAAGGAAUAACCACCGAAGAAAGCUACCCAUAUCAACAAAUGCAAGAAACUUGCGCCACACAGAUAAACAAAGUUGCCACCAUUAAUGGCUAUCAAAUGGUGCCUAAAAACGACGAAGAAGCAUUACUUAAGGCCGUCACAAAUCAACCGGUCUCGGUGGCACUAAAUGGAUAUGGACAAUCCUUUCAGUUUUACAAAGGUGGAGUGUUUACAGGAGAUUGUGGCAAUGAUCUCACCCAUGCAGUAACCAUUGUUGGAUAUGGGACAAGUGAAGAAGGUUUAAACUAUUGGCUGAUUAAGAAUUCAUGGGGAGAAACUUGGGGUGAAAAUGGGUAUAUGAGGAUUCAAAGGGAUGUGAAUACACCAGGUGGGUUAUGUGGCAUCGCCAUGAAAGCUUCGUAUCCAAUUGCAUAAGACAUUUCUCUACUGAUAUAAGUGGUCAUACUAGAUCAAUGUUUGAGGAUAUUUUUCUCAAAAAUAUAAUAAAUAUUUUCUUUUUUACAACUGAAAUUUAUGUACAAGAAAUAUUUUAUAAUAAUUAAUAUCUUAUAUA
Gossypium arboreum is the source of this 1240-nucleotide messenger RNA. Its product is annotated as ervatamin-B-like. The transcript has 2 exons. Lineage: Eukaryota; Viridiplantae; Streptophyta; Magnoliopsida; Malvales; Malvaceae. Gene Ontology annotation, molecular function: cysteine-type endopeptidase activity. The coding region runs from base 94 to 1101 and encodes 335 amino acids. The record is from RefSeq and is a predicted model, not a curated record. Gene Ontology annotation, cellular component: lysosome.